AUGCCGUACUUCUGCGAGAACCCCUUCGCCACCAGUCGCGCCUUGAACCGCUCGAUCUCUCCAGACUGGUUCUCCUUCACGCGGAACACCCAUCUGCAGCCGAUCGCCUUGCGUUCCUUCGGCAGUGGCACCAGGGUCCACGUCUCGUUCUUGCGGAGCGACUCCACCUCCGAGUCGCACGCCUCUUUCCACUUGUCUGCGUCGCUGGAUUCCAUCGCCGACUUGAACGUUGUCGGCAUCUCUCCCACUGAAUCCACGACCGGUUGCUGUCGUCUUGGCACCGCAUACCGCUUGGCACUCGGAACCUCCACGGCUUCCUCGAGCGACUGCGUGCGCGGGUGUCGCUUGCUGCCGGGUUCAAAGUCUUGA
This is a messenger RNA of Phytophthora sojae, 369 nucleotides long. RefSeq lists its product as hypothetical. NCBI's taxonomy places the organism in Eukaryota, Oomycota, Peronosporomycetes, Peronosporales, Peronosporaceae. The coding region runs from base 1 to 369 and encodes 122 amino acids. The record is from RefSeq and is a predicted model, not a curated record. The transcript has 2 exons.